This is a messenger RNA of Amblyraja radiata (thorny skate), 1969 nucleotides long. It is a transcript of the gene srsf6a, whose product is annotated as serine and arginine rich splicing factor 6a. Gene Ontology annotation, molecular function: RNA binding. The transcript is spliced from 6 exons. Bases 69 to 1148 code for a protein of 359 amino acids. NCBI's taxonomy places the organism in Eukaryota, Metazoa, Chordata, Chondrichthyes, Rajiformes, Rajidae. The record is from RefSeq and is a predicted model, not a curated record.
GACGUGUGGCGCGCUGUGGCGGGAGGAAGGCGUCCGUCCGUCGGCGCCGAGCAGCAGCAGCCGCCGCCAUGCCGCGCGUCUACGUCGGGAGGCUCAGCUACCAAGUACGCGAGAAGGACCUGGAACGGUUCUUCAAGGGCUACGGGAAGCUGCUAGAAGUGGACCUGAAGAACGGAUAUGGAUUUGUUGAGUUUGAAGACUCGCGUGAUGCAGAUGAUGCAGUUUACGAGCAGAACGGCAAGGAGCUCUGUGGAGAGCGUAUAAUAGUUGAGCAUGCGAGAGGACCACGCCGUGAUGGCAGCUAUGGUGGUGGUGGUUAUGGUGGUGGUGGUGGUGGCGGCGGAGGUGGAGGCGGCGGCGGCGGCGGUCGCAGCAGCAGUGGUUAUGGAUAUCGAAGAAAUGGAAGAGAAAAAUAUGGGCCACCUGUCCGAACUGAGUUCAGGCUCAUCGUUGAAAAUCUUUCAAGUCGCUGCAGCUGGCAAGAUCUAAAAGAUUUCAUGAGACAAGCGGGUGAAGUGACAUAUGCCGAUGCUCAUAAGCAGCGUAUGAAUGAAGGUGUCAUUGAAUUCAGAUCCUACUCUGAUAUGAAGAGGGCUCUGGACAAGCUGGAUGGCAGUGAAAUCAAUGCGAGAAAGAUACGAUUGGUUGAAGACCGGCCCCGUAAUAGACGCUCUUCCUCUGGCAGUCGAUCCCGAUCCAGGUCUCGAAGUCGUCGUCAUUCUCGUAGCAGAAGUCGUAGGAGUACCCGCAGCAGAUCUGGCACUGCCUCAAAGAGCCGGUCACGUUCCCAAUCUCGGGGCAAGGGGCAUUCCAGAUCCAAAUCAAAGACUCCUGAGCGGAAAUCCAGGUCAAGAAGUAAUUCCAAAGUCAAGUCUGAUCACGGCUCUCGUUCCCCAUCUCCAAGUAAAUCAAAAUCUGACUUGAAUAAAAAGUCAAAGAGCAGAUCUAAGUCCCCUCAAGUUAAUGGUAAUGGAGAAAAUAAAUCGAUAUCUCGUUCCCGUUCAAAGUCCCGCUCGAGGUCACGGGAAGCAUCUGUUCCUGUGUCACCUGUGAAAUCCAAACCAAAAUCUGAGAACUUGUCUCCAUCCAACUCUCGUAGAUCAAUGUCUAGGUCAAUGUCCAGAUCUAGGUCUGGUUCCAAGGAGUAGCAACCUACUUCACCUGACUGAAGUCUGUUGGAAGUUCUUCCUUACUGUAGCUGUACAUGUAAAUGUAACUUUGAGACUCCAAACUUUUCCAAACUGGUGUUUUUCUUUCUAGUGUAGAUUGCAGUAUAGGGAUAAUUGUAUAUAAACCAUCUGGUCACUAAAUUGUUAAGCAAUAAGUGCAAGUAUAGCAGUUGUUUCCCCCUGCCCCCCAAAUACUAAAGCUAAAGAAAACAAUGUGCUAAUUGAGGAUAGUUUUUUUUUUUUUAAUUUCCCCAUUUUAUUGCUUGAAUGCUGCACAAAGUCUUGUGCAUGAAGAGCUGCCACAGAACUCUGUGAUAGUCACACUUUAUUUUAGUGCCACAAAUCUACUUUUCAAAUUACAACCAAUGUUAUUGAACUCUCACACAAACUCAAAUGACCCAGUUAAACUCCCUGGUAUUACCUUUAUGGGGGGGGAAAAGCAAAGGAAUACUUGUAUGGAGAGGGGUUGUAAUUGUGUAAUUAUCCCUGAAAUGCCCAAUUUCAAAAUCUACAUGUUGUGUCGGUUGGUGUAUAUAUUGUGUUGCCGUACAUACUAAUGAUGCUUCCUUGUCGAGCUUACAUGCAGCUGAAUAGAGCUUUGUAGGCCAGUGACUUAAAAUACUGCACAUUUUGUAUGAUACGCAAUCAAAUAUGCAUGACCUUCCACAUAAUGAGUAAGUAAUCUGUGGUGAUCUAGGUUGAUGAUCUUUGUGCAGCCCAGCAUUUACAGAUGCAUGGAUUUUUUUACACCUGGUACAUAUUUGAAAUAUGCAUGGUUUCAAUAAAAUAUUUUAUUGCAA